CCUGUGGAGAAGAAACAGAGCACGCGAUGCACACUCAGGGACACUUGCAAGCUGCAGAGUUUCCCUGUCACACGCCCUCAGCUGUAGGACACCCCUCUGAUUCCCCAGUGACUAGGGCGGACCUGGAGACCCCAGCUCAUUCACCUCUUUCCUUUGUCUCCACAGCAUGCCCAGUGCUGGAACCGGGUGUGACCGAGAACCCUGGCGCCUCCGUGCCAGUGUUCACGGCUCUGUCCUUCGCCACACCUGCUCCCGGCCCAGCACACGGGCCGCCCCUCGUGACUGUAGUGGUUCCUCCAGGCGGCCCUCCAGUGCUGUCCGCCCUCCCCAGGACUCCCCUGGUGGCAGGACAGGAUGGCCGCGGCCCAAACUGGACUGGGGCUUCCAACAUCUUUGGCCAGAUGAUGACAGCAGUGGGGCCUGUGAACGCCCCUCGGGCACAGACCUUGGUCCUAACUCGGGCCCCCCUCGUCUGGCGGGCUCCAGGUGCCGUCUGUGAGGGCGUCGUGUGUCCACCUCCCCGACCCCUGGCAGCUGCCCCCGUGGUGCCCGCUAUGGCUGCCCACAUCGUUGGGGGCACCCAGGCCUUCGAGGGAGGCUGGUCCCAGGGCCUUCCUCCUCCAACACCACCACCGGCUCCCCAGCUGGCCCCCAUCAUGGCCCCAGGAAAUGCUUGUCCAUGGCCACAAGGGGCUCACGGAGAGGGCAGCCAGGCUCCCUCCCAGGCCAAGGCCCAACCGGAUGACUCCUGCAACCCCAAGAGCGUGUAUGAGAACUUCCGACUCUGGCAGCGCUACAAGCCCCUGGCCCGGAGGCACCUUCCCCAGAGUCCGGACACGGAAGCGCUUUCCUGUUUCUUCAUCCCGGUUCUCAGAUCCCUGGCCCGGCGGAAGCCCAGCAUGACCAUGGAGGAGGGACUGCGGUGGGCCAUGCGGGAAUGGCAGCACACGAGCAACUCUGAACGCAAGAUCUUCUACCAGAUGGCGGCAAAGUUCCUGGAGUUUGAGGCUGAGGAGGAGAUGCAGAUUCAGAAGUCGCAGUGGAUGAAGGGACCCCAGGGCCAGCCUCCUCCAGCCCUGCCGAGGCUUGAACCUCAGGGACCGUCAGCCCCUGAGGUGGUCAAGGAGCCAGUGUACCUUCCCAGCAAGGCCGGCCCCAAGGCCCCGCCUGCCUGCCUGCCACCACACAUGCCCCAGCGGCCAGCGGAGACCAAGGCCCACCUGCCACCACCCAGGCCCCAGCAGCCGGCGGAGACCAAGGCCCCCGAGGAGAUACCCCCUCAAGUGGUGCAGGAGUAUGUGGACAUCAUGGAGGAGCUGCUGGGGACUCCCGUUGGGGCCACGGGGGAGCUCGAGGGACAAUGGGAAGAGGGCGAAGCGGAGCAGCAAGGGGAUGGGAUGCUUCUAGACCCAGGCGUCCUGAGCUACGUCAACCAUCUGUGUUCCCAGAGAGACUUCGUCACCAAGGUGGAGGCCGUCAUUCACCCCCGAUUCCUGGAGGAAUUGCUUUCCCCAGAUCCACAGAUGGAUUUCUUGGCCCUAAGCCAGCAGCUGGAGCAGGAGGAAGGACUCACCCUGGCCCAGGUAGCAGAGAAGCACCUCCAAUCCUUGGAGGAGGAACUGCGUAAGAGGGCAGCCCCUAGUCAUGGCACCACCCAGCUGGACUCCAUCUCUUCCAAGUCUGCAGCGGGCCGAGGAGCAGAGAGAGAUGUCCCUGGCCCCCAACAAGGGGUCAGCAUGAAAACCUGCCCACCCCAGACGGCUGCCCGGGACCCUCAGGGACAAGGCAGAGUGUGCAUUGGGGUGGCCAAAAACCCGGUGGUGCUUUUGGAGAGGCUGGAUUCUGGCAGGCUGAGGGCCGCCCUGCCAGACUCUCCUCCCCAGGACCAGAGACCCACCUGCCCAGGCGUGGGGACCCAGGACACCUGGGGUCUCCCUGGAGCCUCUCCUGUCAAGGAGUCACGCAGGCUGUGUAAGCGGUCAAGUGGGGAGGAGAGGCAAAUCCCUGGCAUGGUUUCUGUCGUGGGUACCCACUACAGGCUGCGGCCCUGGAAGCUGUCCCAGAGCCCUGUCCCUGCCUCGGGCCUUCUCAGUCCAGAAGGACGGGGACCCCAGGGAGCUCUUCAGUCCCGGAGGGCAAAGAGAAGAGGCCUCAGCCCAGCAACAGCACCGGCUCCCGCUCCCGUGCCCGUGCCCACGCCCACCACCACCUCCAAGAAGCGAGCUCUCUGCAGAGGCCUAUCCCCUGCUGUUCAGACGCCCCACCUAAGGCCUGGGCUCAGAGUCUCUGGGGCACAAUCCCCGGCUUGGGGGCCGGGUAACCCCUCACAGUCUCCAAAGAGAAAGGGUGACCUCUUGCUCUCUAAGAAGAAGAAAAAGCAGCAUCGUAGCCAGUAGAAGGACAGGGCAGGCUCUCUGGUGCCAAUCCCCAAUGGUGGGGCUCUCAACUCUCGGACCCUCAGGGCAUCAGGUGCCUCAAAGCAAAGACUUCUCCGCCAGUGCUGACCUUGCUGGGCCUUAGCUUGAUGGGAAAGGGUGG
This is a messenger RNA of Callithrix jacchus (white-tufted-ear marmoset), 2538 nucleotides long. RefSeq names its product NUT family member 2G-like. The record is from RefSeq and is a predicted model, not a curated record. NCBI's taxonomy places the organism in Eukaryota, Metazoa, Chordata, Mammalia, Primates, Cebidae.